Spirodela intermedia is the source of this 1077-nucleotide messenger RNA. The record is from the annotation of a GenBank genome assembly. Lineage: Eukaryota; Viridiplantae; Streptophyta; Magnoliopsida; Alismatales; Araceae.
AUGGAAGCUCUCUGCGAUCUCCGUCGUGCUCUCCUUCCCAGGGUCCCCCGGGUAUCCCUUUUCCGACCUGUGAAACCCUUCUCGGUCAUUGUCUUCUCCCGGGAGCCCUUCCCCUCAUCCGGGUUUCCUACCUUCCGGCGGCCGUAUCUGUCCGUCAGGGCCUUCGGGGGCCCGCUGAGCAGCGUUCCUCCAUCGUCGAAAGGGGAAACCUCGGAUGGCGCCGUCUUCUCCCUGCUGAAGCCUCUGUGUGUCGUCCUCGCCAUCGGGGCAGCUCUCUUCUCCGGCCUGCACAAGCCCUCGGCUGCUCUAGCUGUUCCUCCCGUCGCGGAGUCGGAUACCCUCCCUUCACCCUCCCCGGCCACUGAGGAGUCCGAGGACCUCAGCGAGGAGGAGAAGGAGCGGAGCCUCGAGGACUACCUGGAAACUUACCCCGAGGAUACGAAAUCUCUUCGCGCUCUGAUGAAGCUCAAAAUCAAGGCGCAGAAACUCCCCGAGGCCAUCGCCAUAGUCGACAGGCUUAUCCUCCUCGAGCCCGGUGAGAAGGACCUGUUUCUCCUCAAGGGCCACCUGCAGAGCUACGGCGGGGACACGGAGACUGCGAAGCAGAUGUUUGAGGAGGUCCUCCGCAAGGACCCCCUCUUUGUGGAGGCCUACCACGGGCUCGUGAUGGCAGCAGCUUCAGGUUCGGAGUCUGAGGGGUUUGCCCUCACAGGCAUUCUCGAGAGGAUUCAGGGUGCGAUGGAGCUGUGCAAGAAGGAGAAGAAGAAAGAGGAACUGCGAGACUUCAAGCUGCUGGUUGCCCAGGUCAGGGUCAUGGAGGGGAUGUACGAAGAGGCCCUCGAGGUCUACCAGGAGCUGGUGAAGGAGGAGCCAAGGGAUUUCCGGCCAUACCUCUGCCAGGGGAUCAUAUACACGCUGCUGCGGAAGAAGGACGAAGCGGGGAAGCAGUUCCAGAAGUAUCGGCGCCUCGUCCCCAAGGGUCACCCGUAUGCCCAAUACUUCGACGAGAACAUGAAAGCCAUGAACAUCUUCCCACAGAUGGACGGGAAGGCCAAAACUGCUUCCCUCCAGAGGUAA